Messenger RNA from Lagopus leucura (white-tailed ptarmigan), 3964 nucleotides. RefSeq names its product RALBP1 associated Eps domain containing 2 (gene REPS2). Lineage: Eukaryota; Metazoa; Chordata; Aves; Galliformes; Phasianidae. The transcript has 18 exons. Gene Ontology annotation, biological process: endosomal transport; endocytosis. Gene Ontology annotation, molecular function: protein binding; calcium ion binding. The record is from RefSeq and is a predicted model, not a curated record. Bases 1 to 1920 code for a protein of 639 amino acids. Gene Ontology annotation, cellular component: cytoplasm; plasma membrane.
AUGGAGCAGGGGCCGGCCGGGGCGCCCGCCGCCGUGGCCGCCGCCGGCGUGCUGGUGCCUCUGAGCGAGAGCGAGCAACAGCGCUACUCGGAGCUCUUCUCGCGGUGCUGCCCGCCCCCCGAGGCGGCCGCCGGGGGCAGCAGCGUGGGGGAAUUGUUCCGGGCCUCGCAGCUGCCCCCGGACACUCUGCACCAGAUCACAGAAGUUUGUGGAGCCAAACGUGUGGGCUAUUUUGGUCCUGCUCAGUUUUACAUUGCUUUGAAGUUAAUUGCGGCAGCGCAGUCAGGGUUCCCAGUACGGAUUGAGAGCAUUAAGAAUGAAUUGCCUCUGCCACGGUUCAUGGCGCUGAAAAAUGACAGCGAAGUACGCUAUGGGACUCCAGCAGAGCUCCAUGGGGCUAAGUUUCAGUCUCCACACGCAACUCUGGAAAAAAAUUCCUUCAAAAGAACAGAUGAAGUAGACAAACAGCAGGAACCCAAGUCUCCACCAAUGUCUCCGAUCUGUUCACCUCCUGCUUCUCCGUCUACCUACCAGAGAAUACCCUUAACUUACGGAUAUGGUAAAUCAAGAAGUGGGCUGGAGCAGCAGCAUGGAGCUCCCUAUGAAGUCAGACACUCUACUCACCAGCAAGAUGGAUCAUCAUCAGGGAAUUAUGGGGCCAAACCUGCUCUCUCAUGUUCAACUCUUAGCCGGUCUCUUUCAGUGGAGCGGGAGCAGCCGGACAGCAGUGCCCAUUACUCAGAUGACCCUUGGAGGAUAACCGAGGAGCAGCGAGACUACUAUGUCAACCAGUUCAAGUCCCUGCAGCCUGAUCUGAACUCUUUUAUUUCAGGUUCUGUGGCAAAGAAUUUCUUCACGAAAUCAAAGCUGCCCAUCCCAGAGCUUUCUCACAUCUGGGAGCUCAGUGACGUGGAUUGCGAUGGGGCGUUGACACUCCCUGAGUUUUGUGCUGCUUUCCAUCUGGUGGUUGCAAGGAAGAAUGGUUACCAGUUGCCUGAGACACUGCCUGAGACACUGCUGCCGGACUACCUCCAAGCAGCCUCCUUGAAGCCUCUGCGUGAGUGUGCGCUGUUUGAUUCUUACUCUGAAGCAUUGCCUGGCGGCCAGCCGACUCGGGACUUCAGCCGGAUGGAGAAGGCAUCAGCUGAAGAGGUACCUGAUAAUUCUGCCCUGAUAAAAGAUACGAGCAAAGAUGACAAACAAGCUCUUAAAGUAAGCACUGCUGUCAAAGUGAUACCAAAGGAAUUUCAGCACUUGACUGUGAAAACAGCUGCUCAGGAACCUCAUGCACUUAAAGCCAGGCCCAGAUCCAGGUCUUAUUCUAGCACAUCCAUAGAAGAUGCCAUGAAAAAGGGAGAAGAGCCCCCUACUCCACCUCCAAGGCCACAGAAGUCACAUUCCAGAGCUUCCUCUUUGGAUCUGAACAAAAUAUUUCAACAAAACACACAAGCUGUGAGGUCUGGCUGGCUGCCCCCACCACCACCCGCGCUGCCCCCUCGACCUUCUGUAUCUCAGACAGAGCAAGUAUCUGAGGUUGAAUUACAUCCUCAGAUGAAUAGACCCCCAUCCCAGACAGAAGAAAACAGCUCAGCAAAAAAGGAGGUUGUUCUUGCUCAACCGCCCUCCAAACCGGCCCGCAGGAAGCUCCGGACAGAGGUGCAGGGGCUGGAGACCCCUGAGCUUUCUCCUACCGUAAAUGUGACCUCUUCCCAGCCAGCAGCAAAGCCUCACCUUCCAGUCCAAAAACAGACUUCCAAGCAGAAAAGGGCUAUUCAGACUGCUAUACGAAAAAACAAAGAAGCCAAUGCUGUGCUUGCCAGGUUAAACAGUGAGCUCCAGCAGCAGCUGAAGGAGGUCCAUAAGGAACGAAUUGCCUUGGAAACGCAGCUGGAGCAGCUACGCCCUGUAACUGUCUUGUGACCUCCAGCACACUGCACAGCAGCAGAGUGUGUGCACCAAUGGCCUUGCAGCCACCAAGGUGACAUGGUGGGUCCCCAGCUUGCCCUCCACACCCUGCUGCACCUGCUUGCCUCUGUAGAUGGGGAAGGUACAGAAAGCAAAUACCAAACUGUCAGAUGGCUCUGGGCAGGUGCUUUGCCCUCUUCUCUCCCUCUUCCUAACCUAACGUGUAAAUGCAGUUUGCCACUGAAAUGAAUGAGAGUAUUUUAUUUAUGCCAAGAGCCCCUGAUUUAUACAUAUUCUUGCAACGCCUCCUAUCCUGAAUGUUAAGAGGUACAUAAUUCCAGAAUUGGUGUUUAAAUGUAAAACCCAUCCUCUGAGAUGGGUUCCUGGAUGUUACCAGCUCCUGUAGGAUGGUAGAGGACGUGUGGAUUGAAAGCACAGCAGGAAUCCAACUCGUUAGACGAAAAGAGUCUCUAUCCACAAUCAUGUGUCAGAUAAUUAUUUUCUUAGUGCUGUUUAUUAUUCAAUCACAGAUGUAUUUUAAUGUUAGAGAACUUGUAUUUUAUAAGUUACAAUUCAUAGGAGAGAACAGUAAAAAUAUUAAAUUUUUAUUAUUUUGGAAAUUACAAAAAAAAAAAUCUGUUUUUUGAGCUAUAACUCUUUCCUAUCACCCAUAUUUGAUCACUUGCUUGCAACUGACGGUGUCUCUGCAUAAAAAAAUUUCUUCAAACCAACAGUGUAUUUCUAACAAGAGGUUAAAAAUGCAUUCUGGGCAUUUUUGUAAAAGCUAUCCUAAGUAUAUUUGUAUUGGUCUGCUUUGUUGUUUUAACAGCUGCUAGUUUGUUUUAAGGACAUGUGUAGGAACUGUAUUUCCAAAAGAAGAGAGAGAUCAAAACUGCUGCACAUGAGAUUGCAAAGUGAAUGAUGGAACCAAUUGCUUUUUACAGCAGGCUUUCAUUCAGGUUCUGUUGCACCUCAUUGAAGAUACCACUGAUAGGAUGAAGCUGCUAAUGCCCAUCUGGUUUUCAAAUGAAGAAACAAAGAUUAUUAUUAUUGUUGUUGUUGUUGUUUUUACCUGGUCUGCUCCAAGGCCAAUUGAACUCCAUGGAGAAUUUUCAUGGAUGCAGUGGUCAUUGGCUUUAAUCUCAGUUCUCGUGAUGGAAGCUUCUAAUUAAUGUUGCUUUAUCUCUUAAGGGGCCAAUAUUCUUAUACUGAGUGAUUUCAGAGAUAUUAUCAACCUCGCUCCUUUCAUGGAUAUGAUGUGUGCUGUGCUGCUAGGGUAUGUCACCUACUUGUUAGUCAUCUUAAACACAAUGCUGCUUAUGUUUCAUAUCCAGUUGUUCAUUGACUUGAUAUAAGAAUACACUUUGCAAAAACUGUGCACCAGAUCGGGGGUUUUUUUUGGACCAUUUUUGGUCUUGUACAUUCUCCCAUUAGCUAUAUGAUGGCUUUGGGGUAGGGAGGAAGGAGGAGCAAAUUUGAAAUAAGUAGGUGGCCUCCCUUUGGGGUGUGUCAUAGCAUGGCUGCAGUGAGAUAUCAGGGGGCAUCAGAACAGCCAAGAGUUUUGUUUAGAGAUAAAUAAGAAUGACGUCAACAGGAAAGUGUAAAGUGAUGAGGAAGCACAUUAUUUUUGCUGCAAUGGUUGCAGAUGUGGGAUAUGGAUCCAGAAGUCUAAAGGUGACUUUAGUCUAAACACUUAUUGCAGAAUUGUUAACAAAAAUCUGUUUCUAUAACACAUUGCUUUUGAUUCAACUAAACGUCACUGUGUGAAUGAGCAACAGCCUUUUCUCUGGAUUUGGAACUUUUUUAGUGGGACUGUUGCUUAGAUGGAGUCAGAUGGUCAUUUCUGAUCAGUGACAAACUGUGAGAGCUGCAGACUCCUGGGAAGCUGCAGAAGAGCUAUUGUCCUUGUGCUAUCAGUGGUGCUGUUUGAAAACUAACAUUGUUUAUUUGUAAUAUUGAGUCUUUCCCGAAAUUUUAUUUAGGUUAAGUGCUCUUCUGUGUUUGCAUUUUAGUUCUCGUGUUGCGUUUGGUUAAUAAACCCCUGCUAUUAAAUUGGAAA